GUGGCAUCCCUUGUUUCACGCUUCAAUGGAAAAUAAUGUAAACAUUCAAACGAUACACACAACAGGAAGAUUCGGAUUUUAUUACAUUAUAUAGUAUACUUACAGAUGGGCGGUGGUGAUGGAGCUGGCGAGGGAGAGGGUGGACGUCGCGGGGGGAGGCGGGGCCGGAGAGGCCACCGCGCGCAUCAUAAUGCCCACCAUCGGGCCCAGCAGAGGCGACAACAUCGACGCCAUCGUCAGCACGCUGCUUGGAGGCGUAGACGCCAUGGGCUGUUUGGGCGCAAAAAAUGGGGAGUAACCGGACUUGGACAUCGUCGCCGUCAACGAAGGGUGCGCUACACAGGCGGGUCAGGAGCAUCCGGAGGGGCCGGGUCCCUUUUCUGUUGCUGUUUUGGAAUUCAACCUAAAACACCCAUCCAACAGAACGAGGAAGACCUACAGACGCUCCAGAGAUACCAGAAUGAAAUCAUUGAGUGCCAUAAACAGGAAUUAGCCCUGAAACAAGAAGAAAAUGCCGACCAGGGCGCUGACAUGGGGCAAGACCCGCCUGGAUACAACACAGUUAUGGGUAUCCAGCCGCAAGGUGGCGCAUUUGGAACCAACCAAACGUUGACCGGCACCCAUCCGGGACCUAUUCCCUCUGCCCCGGGAAUGGUUCCACCGCCCGUAGCCGGGCAGCAGGUGGCGGAUAUGCCUUCAGCACCUAGUGCGCCGCCGCCGACAUACGACGAAGUCAUGGCUCAGGACGCACAGGAGUUGCAAAGGGAGCAACACGAGUUACUUAAUGACAUCCUAGAUCAACAGAGAGAAGAAACCGACCCAGAGAGGCUAGAAGAGCUGUACAUGCAACACCGGGAGCUCAUCGGGCAGAUGGAACAGCUCCACGCGGCCGGUUUUCAUUAUGCUGGAGACAUUCCGCCCGUUCCCCAAUACGGGGGCCCGGGCGUCCAGCCAGCUCCUGUGCGAGAAGUGAUGGACGUAGGCAUUGCAGUAAAUUCUUAGUCGCUAUGCAGGACCAAUGUUCAAUGUUUUUGAAUAUACAUUAUAUUUAGUUUAUGAAUCAAUGCAUACAUGUGCUUAAAAGAUCAAUUUGUCCGUCUUCGGAGCCACUGAACAGAAUAAAUUAUUGUGAAGAUAUGUGUGAAACAUGUUUAAAAGACAUCGGAUGGGGAUCAAGCCCGCGACCCCUUACACUGCAGCUGGACACGCUACUACGUCGCCAUGAAAACUGGCUCAAUAAGAAGACAGCUUCUAAGUGCCGUUUUAUGUUGAAUGAUAAGCUACAAAAAUCUUUAUGCAAGAAUAACAGCCUUAGUAAAUAAUGCUCAUACAUGCAGUUUAUAUGUCACUUUCAUGGGAGUUGCUCAAUGCAUAAACGGACUAUGAAUAUGUCGAGUUUCACUACUUCUAAUACUGGACUAUAAACAUUGUAACACGGUACAAAUGCUUACUACACUUUAUACAUAAAUAAAAAUACAUCAGAAUAUAACUAUAUGCAUGUUUUUUUCUUUAAGAAUAAUAGGAGACUACUUUCAGAAGACAUAAGUCACAUAUUUUAAGUGCUCUUACGAACCAUUUAUUUGAAGCAUUGGCAUGUUUCACUACUCACUGGCAUUUUAUUUAUAUAUUAAUGUAUACAGUCGAAUCCCGUUAGCUCGAACUCACAGGGACCGGCGAAAACACCUCGAGCCUCGAAGAGUUCGAGCCAAAUGGGAAUGCUUAUCUUCAGUAUAAAACAGUCGGCCCUCUACAUCUAGUUCGAGCCAACGAGAAAAUCGAGCCAAGCGAGUUCGUGGCAACGGGAUUCGACUGUAUAAGUGUUGUGUAAAUGUUAUUUUUUACUUCAUCUAUCAUGCUAUUUUUAAUCUUAUUUUGCUCGACUUCUUUUCAAGGUAACUGUCGAGGUAUUGUGAUAGUCUUGGUGUAUCAAUUUGUCGGUGUUGUCCGUCUGUCAAAAACAGUUCAAUAUACUGAAAUGAAACUUGGUACAACUGCCGCCUAAGACGCUUCGCAUUUGUGUUGCAGGACCCGUUACUCUGACAAUAAUAAUUGUUGAGUUAUGCCUCUUUUCUACUGAAAAACAACAGACGAGCGUCGGUAUUCCCUUGCUAUUUUCUUGUUUAACAUAAUGUUACACUUGUUACUACGGUUUUAUAUAUUUAAGGAAUGAAUUCCUUAUAUUUACACCAAUAGUUCAUUAUUUCAUUCAAGAAUUGUUAAAAACAUACUUUAAUUCAUCUAAAAAAACUUUUCAGUAAUCUUUUCUUACCCAUUUUGUAAAUAGAACGACCCGACUGUAAUUGGAAACCUUUAUUUCAACCACUUGAACUCACUUUUAAACGUAAAAUUGAAACACUUAUGGCGGCAAUACAUUCAAGAUAUAAUAAAUUAACACUUAAAAAUGUUGAUUUAUAUUUUACGGGACCUGCUGACACAAUACAAACAAUAACAAGAUCAAUAAUUUUCAUGUAUAUUGUUAUUCGAUGAAUCGCGAUCCAAACAUAUCCGAAGAUGUUGCGUACAUCAAUUGAUAAACGCAAUUGCCGAAAGGCAAGGAAUGGAAGUUGAGGUGUAAAUAUUGUAAUAUGAUAUUAAUGUAACGCUCUGUUAAAUUGUUGUUUGUAAUCGUGUUAUUAUUACUAUUCGCAUGUGUAACUUUGUACAGAAUAUCAUCAUAUACAUGUAGCUUAUCGACAGAUGAAAAUAUAUAUACGAAAACCAAUUAUAUUAUAUAAUAUUUAUCAACUAUAUGUUAUAUAUAAAUAUAUUAUUAAUUUUAUACAAUAGUUACAAAAUUAAAAUUAAAUACAAAUUGUUUCUCCAGUUUGUUUGGUGAUUUCAAAUCGAAUCAAGCGUUUGAAAAGGCAGAUCAUGUGUG
Molecule: messenger RNA, 2878 nt
Organism: Mya arenaria
Lineage: Eukaryota; Metazoa; Mollusca; Bivalvia; Myida; Myidae
Exons: 4
Coding region: 106-1002 (298 amino acids)
Source: RefSeq, a predicted model, not a curated record